GGAUGGGGCAGAAGUAGGUUAUAGUUGUGAGUUUAGUCGUGAGUAUUCUUAUAUUAUUGUAAACCCACUUUUAUCCCAUUCUGUAUAUGGGUACCCUGUGGCCCAGUGAGGUUGACACAUAAAAGUAACCAUGACACUAUAUAUGGCUAUGAUUACUUAACUAUUUAAUUUUAAGUAAUUUAAAUUUAAAUAGCUAUACAUGAGUCAUGGUUACUGUACACAGCAGUAGAUUGUCUCAGUCCUAGAAUGUAGCUUUGUUUGAUGCUUUAGAACCAUUGAGACUACUACUCCAGUGUUUAGUUUCCACCUAAACUUGAAACAGCCCCUUUGGGUGAACCAAGCCUCCAUGAAAGAAGUCCAAAUAUCACAAGACUGCCAUGUAUGCAGAGGUACGAGCUAGCCGUGUGGAGAGAGUACAUGAGGAGAGAGAGAGUCCCAUCUGUUCUAGCAGUCCUAUUUGAAGCAUCAGAAAUUUCUAAGAAGAGAUAGAAAUUGGCUAUGGAUAAUUCAUAUGAUUUCAAUCAACAUAGCUCCUGUAAUGGAAUUUCAUCUGAGAAGAUUAAUGACUUUCUUGUCUCAGAAGAUCAUGGACAGAAAAUCUUAAGUGUACUGCAGAAUUUUAGAGAACAAAAUGUCUUUUAUGAUUUCAAAAUAAUUGUGAAAGAUGAAAUAAUCCCGUGUCAUCGUUGUGUGCUAGCAGCGUGCAGUGACUUUUUCAGGGCUAUGUUUGAAGUAAACAUGAAAGAAAGAGAUGGUGGAAGUGUUACCAUCACUAAUUUGUCCUCUAAAGCAGUGAAAGCAUUUCUUGACUAUGCCUAUACUGGAAAAACACAGAUAACAGAUGACAAUGUGGAAAUGUUCUUCCAGUUGUCAUCAUUUCUUCAAGUUUCCUUCCUAUCCAAAGCUUGCAGUGACUUUUUAAUAAAAAGUAUUAAUAUUGUCAAUUGUUUACAGUUAUUAUCUAUGUCAGAUAGCUAUGGCUCUACCCGCUUAUUUAAUCAUGCAUUAUACUUUGUACAACAUCACUUUUCCUUAUUAUUUAAAUCCAGUGAUUUCUUAGAGAUGAAUUUUGGAAUACUACAGAAAUGUCUGGAAUCAGAUGAAUUAGAUGUUCCUGAAGAAGAAACUGUACUGAAAUUUGUCCUUAAUUGGACUAAAUAUAACUUAGAAUCAAGGCAAAAGCAUCUACCUUAUUUGAUUAAAAAAGUAAGAUUACAUCAGUUACCUGAGGAGACACUUCAAGACUGUCUGCUCAGUGAAGAGUGUUUACUCAAAAGCACAAACUGUUUUGAUGUAAUCUUGGAUGCAGUUAAGUGUGUGCAAGGUUCUGGUGGACUUUUCCCUGAUGCUCGACCAUCCACAACUGAAAAAUACAUAUUCGUUCACAAAACUGAGGAAAAUGGAGAAAAUCAAUAUACAUUUUGCUAUAAUAUUAAAACCGAUUCGUGGAAGAUACUGCCACAAUCGCACCUGAUUGAUUUGCCGGGAUCUAGUCUGUCAAGCUAUGGAGAAAAAAUAUUCUUGACAGGUGGUUGCAAAGGGUCAUGUUGUAGAACGGUUCGGCUUCACAUUGCAGAGUCAUAUCAUGAUGCCACUGAUCAAACCUGGUGCUACUGUCCAGUCAAAAAUGAUUUCUUCCUGGUAUCAACUAUGAAAACACCCAGAACCAUGCAUACAUCAGUUAUGGCUCUUAAUAGGUUAUUUGUCAUAGGUGGAAAGACUACAGGAUCUCAGGACAUUAAAAGUCUCUUAGAUGUUGAAUCUUACAACCCUCUUUCCAAAGAAUGGAUGUCUGUGAGCCCCUUACCCAGGGGCAUAUACUACCCCGAAGCAAGUGCAUGCCAAAAUGUAAUUUAUGUUCUUGGAUCAGAGGUGGAGAUUACAGAUGCCUUUAACCCAUCACUUGAUUGCUUUUUUAAAUACAAUGCUACAACUGAUCAGUGGUCUGAAUUAGUCGCAGAGUUUGGGCAGUUUUUCCAUGCAACAUUAAUUAAAGCUGUCCCAGUAAACUGCACACUCUAUAUAUGUGAUCUUUCUACCUAUAAGGUUUACAGUUUUUGUCCAGAUACUUGUGUCUGGAAGGGUGAAGGAUCUUUUGAAUGUGCAGGCUUCAAUGCAGGUGCAGUUGGAAUUGAAGAUAAAAUUUAUAUAUUAGGUGGUGAUUAUGCACCAGAUGAAAUCACAGAUGAAGUGCAGGUUUACCACAGCAGCCGGUCUGAGUGGGAGGAAGUCUCACCAAUGCCAAGAGCCUUAACUGAAUUUUACUGUCAGGUGAUUCAGUUUAAUAAAUACAGGGAUCCAUGGUUUUCCAAUCAUUUCUAAAAGUAGUGUGUGCUUAUACACUGUAAAACUAUUCUGGUUCCAGAAACCUACAGUAAAUUUGUUAACAUUAAUAGUUGGUAAAAAGGUCUUUACAUCUUAAUAAAUUAAAACUGUAUGUUCUAUUAUAGAAUUACUAUGAGUGUACACCAUAUAAGAAUAUGCAGCUCCCAGAAACUUAAAAUACAAAAUACAUUGUACCAAAAAUUGUACUGAAUAUAAUCCAGAAUAUUUAGUAUUUUCAUAUGUAAAUGAAACUCUUAGACUUUAAUGUUUUAAUUUUUAAAGUACUUCAUCCAUGGGAGACUGGUAAAAAUAAAGUUCACAGAUCAGUACUAUGUGAAUUGGAGAAAUCUCUUCAUGUAGUAAGAAUGAAUUAUGUAUAUUCUAUAUUAUAUAAAGUGAAAAAUAAACUACAAAGAAGGGAGAAUCCUACCUUGUUACUACAGGUAUAAGAGUUGUUGAGUUCUUACUCUUUUUGACCAUAGUCAGCUGCUUUUAAAUCCUUUCCUUUCACCAUUGUUUUGUUCACAAAUUUUUCUAAAAUGCAGUGUGGUUCCUCAGCCCUCUAAACUGCACACUAAACAUGGUUUACCUUUUGUUAUGAUUCAGCCUUUAUUUAAUGAUUCAACUCUUCAUCAAGAGCGUAGUGUACCAUGAAAAAUUCCACAGUGCCAUCAGCAGUCACUGAAAUGCUUUUUAAAAUUGCUGUGUCUGUUAGUUCUCAGUUUAGUUGGCUUCAUUUUCUAGCAAUAUCAUAUCUCUCUUAGUUUCUGACUCAAGCUCAGUAAAUUAACAUUCUUGAUUUAAUUAUUAGUUUUAUGUUCCACUGACCUGAGUUUAUCUUAACACGUAACCCAUUUGAAUGGAGUUCUUAGAUUCUUGGAUGGAAAUGCUAGCAUACUUUUUCUGCCAGGUUCCAAAGUAAUUGAGAACAUAGAAAAUCUGACCCCUGGAUAAAUGGAUCAUUUUCACUGAAUUUCUUAAGCCAUUAGAUGUCCAAAUUUGUGUUGUAAUUAGGAAUUUCGGAAUUUAAAUGAGUCCCGUGUCAGUUUUCUGUGGUGAUGCAUACCACCUGUAAAGCACCAUGUUGGUUGUUACUUUAGUAAUUUAUUCAUAGUGAAUGAUAUUCCAAAUUUAAAGCAAAUGACUGGACUUUUGGUAUUAAUAAUAGUAUUCACAACCUACUUCUGUUUAGAUGUUUAAUCACUUUUAACCCAAACAAUAUUCUCCGCUAGGAUUCUUUUUUUGCAACAGGAUAUGUUUUCUUUAAUCAGUUUAAAAGAUAUAAGCAUUUUAGGUUUUAAUACUUACUAUUUACAACUCAGGUAAUGUGCAGAUUGGAUUUCUUUGGAGUCGAAUGUAGUUUCUCACACUCUGUAGUAAACAAUGUACAUAUUCUUUAGAAAUACUUUCCAAAGUGGAAAUACACCUAAUUGAAGGUUCUUUUACCAUAUAAAUGUAUGCAAUUAUAAGUUUCAAAUAUAUUUUUCAAUAUAAAAUAGGCUAUUAGACUACAUUAUCAUGUCAUUACAAAAUCAGGGACUGUCCUUAGUCAGAUGGCAGUGCAUAAAAACAAUUCUGUAGCAUUGGUCUUCCUCCCUCUUGACCUUACUUGGUUCUGCAUGUCUGUCUGUCUGUCUCUCUCUCUCAAAGGAAAUUAAGUCCAUAAGAUUGAGUGACUGUACACAUGUGAAUUUUCUGAACUCUUAAGUAUAUAUAAAGUAUGUUUAAAAGACUUUUAAUCACUGACUUUAGGAAUUGUUAACCUCUUCUAGAAAGGAGAAACUAAUGCAUGGGUCUCUGACAUGCAAGCUUCAGUAAUCUAUUCUCAGUACCCCCAGAAGGAGCUAUUUUUCCUGUCAGGUUAGGGAAGAGGGAAUAAUAUUCUUUUAUCAUUGGGCUCUUAAGUUUUUUUUUUUCUUUAAAGCCUGAUUCCCUUUCAUUAUCACCCAUCAGCCAUUGCUGCAGUGUAAGAGACAAAAUGAUUACACUCAGUAUCCAUAUUGUUUUCAGUCCUGUGGAAAAGUUCCAUUUAACACUUCUAAUCCUUUGUCAUUUGUCUUUAUCCACAACAUUUGGACUAUUGAUGCAAAAAAAUUCUAAUGUAAUAUGUUCUAAAACUGAAAGUAGGUAUAUGGUAUUAUUAAAGAUACAAUGAAGAAAGUUAAAUUCAGCAUUUUUAUAAAAUAAAUUCAAAGUUAAUGGGCAUUCCUAGAGUGAUCUUCAAACUUGAUUUAAAAUGCAGAACACCUUUUGUUCACCUGUUGCUUGGGAGAUUGCAUAUAUGAAGAAUAUUUGAGUAAUCAAAAUCAUUCCCAUAACAGUCUAGUCUAGGGAUGGACAGAGGUGUUUAUCACAGAUGAAGUAUGACCUCAUCCUGCAAUAUAAUUCUGUUUUUCCUAGACACCAAGAAAAGCAAUUGAACAUGUGUUCAGUGUACCUAGCUGAAGUUAUACUAUCUGGGAAUCAGAAUCAAGUAUAGAGGAAGGCAUUUGUUUGCAUUUUGAGAUUUGGAAGCAAAAUGUAAGGAUUAAAUAUAUUGUUGAAUAUAUAUGUUACUUUUAGAUCAUAAUUCUCAGUUUAAUUGAAUCCAGUGUUUGGGAUAUCUCAUAUUUACAAUGGAAUUUGUAAGACUCAAAUAUGUCUUCCAAUAGGCAGCUCUAGAGGGCAAGCUAAAAACAGGCUAGAAUUUGUAGGGAAGCAGAUUUCUGCUCAAUGUAAGAAACAACUUUUCUCCACUUUAUAAAGCCAUAUUUAAAGUAAGACAAAUGAUCAAAAACUGGCAUCUGGCAGAUGAUUAGUCCAAUAAAUUCCUACACAGGAAUGUACAACCAAAGAUUUCUAUAUUCUAUUUACACAUUUUUAAUAGUUUUCUGAUGUAAGACUAAUUGCUUCCUCCUCCAAUUCAGCAUUUUUGUAACUUGAUUUCAAUGGUUCUGUGUACUGAAGAUUUCAGUAGGGCUUGAGUCCUAAAACUACAUCAUUUCAGGAGCAUUUUUAUGGAAGGAAAUUUGUUGUUUGUUUUAAUUACUCAGGAAAAAGUCUGUAAAUGGUGCUGACAUUUAUGGUAAACUGCUAAUAAGGAUUUUUCCUUCUGUCUACCAUAGGUGCACAUUUGUUUUACAGUAAUUAGAAACCGAAAGACCAGUACCUAAAACUUUGUUCUAAAUUGUUAUAGCGACAAGUGUAGCUAUAUAACUAAAUGUAGUGAUUCUAGUUAAAGAUUGUGUGAUUUGAAAGAAUAUCUUAAAAAUCUAGAUGUAUUUAUAAAUAUUUGAUGACACUGAUGCUUAAUCAAAUUUAAUAUCUAAAUAGGGGAUUUAAUCAGAGUAUGAUACUAUUGUACACAUUAAAAGAUAACUCUUCUAAAUCAUAUUGAAACUUGAAAAUAACCUUGAACUCUAAUACAGCUUUCAACCUGGUAUAGAAAGCCCCUCCAAAUUGUAAAACAUCCUUGAAUGAUGAUUUUUUUUCCAAUUUCUAAUUAAGUGCUUUCAGGGGUAAAGAGCUCACUACCUUCAUUUUUAACAGUUCUCUCAGAAAGUUCUUCCUAACAUUAAAAGCAAUUUUGCCUCCUGUAUUAAUUUCUAGCCCUUGGUCCUAGGUUGUUGUUUCCACAAGUGUUUGAAAAAGUAGCAUGUGUCCCACGUUUCUGAUAUCAAAGCCUUGUUUUUAUUCUUGUUUAAAUGUUUAGCACUUUAAAACCUGCCACAAUGGCCAGGGUUACAUGAUUCUCCAUGUAUAAUGGCCUCUGUUCUAGCUUAUCACAUUUUGGUGAGUUGCAUCUGACCAAGCGUGGCAGACCUUGAUAACUCAUGUGUCUCAUUCCCUUAACCAGCUCUCUAGCUCCUAUAAAUCCAGUUUGAGCUGGAGCCUUGUGCGCUCUCUCUCUCCUUCUACCCUCUGUCAGCAUAAUUGCAAACACAUUUUCUGGGAGAGGAAGUCUAAGGCCAAAUAUUAAUGUCUCAAUCAUUUGUCAUUGGGCAUGCUUUUCAGAAUUUUAUUCUGUUUUUAUUUUUAUUUUUUAUUGUUCAAAUACAGUUGUCUCCAUUUUUCCCCUGCCUCACCUAUGCUCACCUCCCACCCUUGACCCUACCCCCUUUGGCUUUGUCCAUGUGUCCUUUAUAAAUAUUUUCCCCUAUUAACCCUCUCCCCCCACCCUUCUCAUUAGUCAGUUUGUUCUUUAUUUCAAUGUCUUGGGUUAUAUUUUACUGGCUUGUUUGCUUUGUUGAUUAGAUUCCAAAAAACUUAAAAAUAAAGGCCCCCCAAAAUAUAUAAAAAAUAGAAACCAAAGCAGUCACAUCCAUGAUGGUUAAGUUAAUGAGGACAGUUUGUUUACAAAUCAAGAAAGACCAAGCUUAUGGUAAUAAUCUAAGUUUGGAGAUUCUGUGCUGUUAGCCAGUUGAAUAAAGUAUGAUAUUUUCCAUAAAAUAAUGCCAUUGUUUAAAAAAUACUUAAUGGGCAACAUAGCUUUGUUCAUUUCAAUAACUUUGACCACAUUCUCAACCUUAACGGUCUAACUCAACAAAUUAUGAAUUUGGUUCCAAGGGUAACAAGACUACUGGAAUAAUGAGACUGGUGCAGUUCUCUGAAUAUCACAUUAUUGUAUAAAAUAUUUCUUUGCAUGUCUGUCUUCCUCAUGUAAUUGUAAGUACUUUGGAAUAGGGACAUAUAUUCAUCAUUUCUGGACCUAGAAAUUAGCACAGUGUCUAAAUGUUAUAAGGCAUCCAAUAAAUGGAUAUUGAGCCAAUAUGUGAAGCAAAAUAUAUUUAUUGUUACUGAAAAGAUUUGCUAUAAUUGUACACUUAGUAACUUAUUUCCAUCUAUAAAGGAAAUGAUUUACAUUAGUAUUUUACAUUUUAGAAUUGUAUCACAUUGUACUUUAUUAAUGUAUAUGUUCAUUCUUUUUGUAAUAUGUUUCUCAUUUAAAGUCUAAGAAACUGGAUUAAUUUAUACAACUUCACUUUUUGUUAGUAUAUGGAAGAGUUGGUAAUGCAGCAUUUUUUAUUUGAGAGAGAGAUUGCAUUACACAGUGUACUCCCCACCUUUGGAGAACAUGUGGAGCUGGUUGUAUGACUGUAUAGUACAUGUAUAGUAGGCUCUUGUAAGUGAAAUUACAGAUUUGAGGUCAUUUAUCCACCUAGUGAAUUUUAUUUACAGUAUCUAAUUAUCUGUUUCCUUUCAAGGGCAAUAGGAGAUAGGACAACAACUGCAAGUUUCAUUAGCAGACCAUUACUCCUAUAGAGCUUAGUAGUUUUAGUGACCUUUGUUCCCUUUGGUGGAUAGUGCUCAAAUCUACUUACAUUGCAUACACAAGUAUUUUGCUUCAUUUUUCUGUUAGUGGAAUGUGGUCUUUUGUCAUAUGCUAUGAGAAAUAAAAUCAGCCUUUUUAUAGGUCCAUGUUAACCAGAUUAACAUAAAAUAUUUCAAUCUGUAAUAAAAUAUUUCAAUUCUAUAAAAUAUUUAUUAAUUUAUUAAAAUGUAUCUCAGAAAA
Messenger RNA from Phyllostomus discolor (pale spear-nosed bat), 7816 nucleotides. It is a transcript of the gene KBTBD3, whose product is annotated as kelch repeat and BTB domain containing 3. The coding region runs from base 499 to 2322 and encodes 607 amino acids. The transcript is spliced from 3 exons. Gene Ontology annotation, molecular function: protein binding. The record is from RefSeq and is a predicted model, not a curated record. NCBI's taxonomy places the organism in Eukaryota, Metazoa, Chordata, Mammalia, Chiroptera, Phyllostomidae.